AUGGAUUGUUCAGAAGAGGUUCAGUCUGUGUCUGAAGAGCCCAGAGCUCAAAUGGAGCUUAAAAAAGGAAUGUCGAUUUUCAUUGAUAUUUUACGGAGAGCUGAUAAAAACGAUGAUGGAAAGCUGUCCUUUGAUGAAUUCAAAGCCUACUUCUCUGAUGGUGUCUUGACAUCUGAGGAAUUGAAGGAGCUCUUCCACACAAUUGACACUCACAACACAGACAAUGUGGACACCGAUGAACUGUGUGACUAUUUCUCACAGCACCUCAGUGAAUAUGAGAAUGUUCUCGCUGCCUUAGAAGACCUGAAUAUGUCCAUACUGAAGGCGAUGGACAAAACAAAGAAGGAUUAUCAGGAGUCCACCCACCUGGAGCAGUUUGUGACCCGUUUCUUGCUGAAGGAGACAACCAAUCAGCUGCAUUCACUUCAAAGCUCUCUUGAGUGUGCCAUGGAAACCACAGCCGAGCAGACUCGACAGGAGAGACAGGGCCCGCUGAAGCCAGAGGUUUUGUCCAUCCAGUGGUCAGGUCGUCGCUCCAAUCGCAGGCUUCAGAGGAACAGCAGCCUCUCUCCUAACAACCCUCUCCUCAGCCUCGUCAAUUCAGGUGUUUAUGAAGAAGACGGCCAGUGGAUGAUCCAAGUCAACAGACUGCAGAGGCUCAUUGACCGUCUAGAAAAAAAGGAGAUCCGUCUGGAGCCCGUUGAAGAGGAGGUCUUGGAGAGCAAAUCGCACAUCCUGAUAGUCCAGAGGCAGCUCUCGGUGCUGGAGGAGGAGCUGGAGGAGUUUCGUUUGGCUCUCAGACAGUACAUGGAGUGUGCCUGCGCCCAGACUGGAUGCCUACACAUCGCAGUUCAGCGGCUGGCAAAUGAAUCACGGUUCAUUCUCUAUGAAUUCUGGGAGCAUAACAACGUGUGGAAGAAUCACCUGCAGACCAACUACAGUAAGACAUUCCAGAGGGGGAAUGUGGACUUCCUGGAAACUCCUGAGAGCAUAACCACCAUGCUGGUUCCUGCCUCAUGGUGGGUCCUCAACAACAACUGA
Messenger RNA from Anoplopoma fimbria (sablefish), 1041 nucleotides. It is a transcript of the gene necab1, whose product is annotated as N-terminal EF-hand calcium binding protein 1. NCBI's taxonomy places the organism in Eukaryota, Metazoa, Chordata, Actinopteri, Perciformes, Anoplopomatidae. The transcript has 13 exons. Gene Ontology annotation, molecular function: calcium ion binding. The coding region runs from base 1 to 1041 and encodes 346 amino acids. The record is from RefSeq and is a predicted model, not a curated record. Gene Ontology annotation, cellular component: cytoplasm. Gene Ontology annotation, biological process: regulation of amyloid precursor protein biosynthetic process.